GCGGAGAGGCGAGGGAGGGAGGGGGAGGGGGGGGAGCGCGAGUGACCGGCCACGGAUUUUUCAUUGCAGAGAGGAGGGGAGGAAAGGAAAAAAAAAAAACCACCACCCACACAAUACAAACCAACCCCCCAGGCUACGUGGGUCAGCAGAGCAGCUUUUCAGAAUGGCAGAGACUGAUGGUUUGAUGGAGAGACUGGAGAAAGCAGUGACUCGACUUGAAUCAUUAUUUUCAGAUUCACACAGAUCUGGUGGAAUGGAGUGUGAUGCCAUCAACGGAGUCAAUGGAAGCAUAGCACCAUAUGUUGAAGCCUUUGAUAGGCUGCUGAAUGGAAGUGUUGCUGAGUUUCUCAGGUACAGCAAGAUUCUUGAAGGUGAUGUGAAGACACAUGCAGAGAUGGUACGUGCUGCUUUCCAAGCUCAGAGAUCUUUCCUGGUAUUAGCAUCUCAAUGUCAAGAGCCUCAAGAGAAUGAGGUGGCAAUGCUUCUCAAACCGAUAUCAGAGAAGAUUCAGGAAAUCCAGAACUUCAGAGAGAGGAACAGAGGAAGUAAAAUGUUCAACCACCUCUCAGCCGUCAGUGAAAGCAUACCUGCCCUUGGGUGGAUAGCAGUGUCUCCUAAACCAGGCCCUUAUGUCAAGGAGAUGAAUGAUGCUGCUACCUUUUAUACUAACAGGGUAUUAAAGGACUACAAGCACAGUGACACACGCCAUGUUGAUUGGGUGAAGUCAUAUCUAAACAUCUGGUCUGAGCUUCAAGCUUAUAUCAAGGAGCAUCACACCACAGGUCUCACCUGGAGUAAAACUGGCCCUGUUGCAUCAUCCAUGUCUAUGCGAUCUGUUCUAACAAGUGGGUCAUGCCUCUCCCCACCACCGCCACCACCACCGCCACCACCCGGACCUCCCCCCAUCUUUGAUACAGAAACCACAAAGGAUGAAGGAACUGCAGCUCGCUCAGCGCUAUUUGCACAGCUUAACCAGGGAGAGGCAAUUACGAAAGGGCUUCGACAUGUCUCUGAUGAUCAGAAGACUCACAAGAACCCCAGUCUACGUGCCCAAUGUCCACCUGUUCGUUCUCCGACAAAAAGCCAUACUCCAAGUCCCACCUCUCCCAAGAAUUCCCCGCAACAGAGCCAUCCACCUGUCUUGGAGUUAGAGGGAAAGAAGUGGAGGGUGGAAUAUCAAGAUGAUAAGAAUGACCUGGUCAUUAACAACACUGAACUCAAGCAAGUGGCCUACAUUUUUAAGUGUAACAAAUCUACACUUCAGAUAAAAGGAAAAAUCAAUUCAAUUACUAUUGACAACUGUAAAAAGUUUGGCCUUGUGUUUGACAACGUUGUGGGAAUCGUGGAAGUGAUCAAUUCCAGGGAUAUUCAGAUUCAGGUGAUGGGGAAAGUGCCAACCAUUUCUAUUAACAAAACAGAAGGCUGCCACAUCUACCUCAGUGAGGAAUCAUUAGAUUGUGAGAUUGUGAGUGCCAAGUCAUCUGAGAUGAACAUCCUCAUCCCCCAAGAUGGUGAUUAUAAAGAAUUUCCGGUUCCUGAACAGUUCAAGACAGCAUGGGAUGGAUCUAAGUUGGUCACUGAACCUGCAGAGAUUGUGGGUUAACUUCCUAAUGCCAUACAGCACUCGCUGACCGUGACCAGACCACAGCCAGCAUAAACAAAG
Messenger RNA from Cuculus canorus (common cuckoo), 1663 nucleotides. It is a transcript of the gene CAP2, whose product is annotated as cyclase associated actin cytoskeleton regulatory protein 2. Lineage: Eukaryota; Metazoa; Chordata; Aves; Cuculiformes; Cuculidae. The coding region runs from base 164 to 1603 and encodes 479 amino acids. The record is from RefSeq and is a predicted model, not a curated record. Gene Ontology annotation, molecular function: actin binding; adenylate cyclase binding. The transcript has 13 exons. Gene Ontology annotation, cellular component: cytoplasm. Gene Ontology annotation, biological process: cell morphogenesis; regulation of adenylate cyclase activity; cytoskeleton organization.